Molecule: messenger RNA, 2757 nt
Organism: Oryzias latipes (Japanese medaka)
Lineage: Eukaryota; Metazoa; Chordata; Actinopteri; Beloniformes; Adrianichthyidae
Source: RefSeq, a predicted model, not a curated record
AAGACUUCACUUAGACAAAUUUUAUUUACUACGAGGCAUCAUCAUUAUAUAACAGUUUCUUUGAUUAUUUAAAGCAUCAAAUAACAACAGAAGUUAUCGGAAUUCAAUUUUAAGCACAGGAAUUAUUGAACAUGUUAACGUUAGUUGCUACAAUUUCUUACAGUAUUUUCUUUAGCAGAUACCAGCAUAAAACGCAGAGUCAUCUGCAAACAUCUUUAUUUUAUUGUAUCAACAUAGAUUCGUGAUCCUUCAGAUUCUGUUAUUCCUCUAGUUUCUGAAAAGAUCCAUCCAUCCACUCAUCCCUCCCUCCUUCCCUCCAUGUACAUUUUCUCCUGGGCGAUCUGUUUGCUGACGUUCUCUGGACUUCUGCUCGGAUCGUUCCGUGAAGUUGGCGUGUUCUGACGACUCAGACACGCCUCUGACUGUUUGGAAUGUGACAGUGGGAUGGCACACCUGGACGAAGGAAGACGAAGAUCUGGUGGAACACGAUGCUUAAGGAAGGACCACAUUCUUACCUGUGCAGGUAACCCCCCCCCCGGAUCGCUAUGUCCUGCAUCCCUUCCUCAUGACCCUCCCCCCUUUUCUGAUCCAGGAACUCUGAUGAUUUCUACUGGAUGUAUUUUAUUCUUCAGGAGUUUCUGGAUGUUUUGUUUUUGUGAAUUAAACCUGCUCAGUCAGUCUACACACAUUUCUCCAGUCUGGCGAACAGAAGAACUUCACAAAUUCCAGCUGACUCAGCAUUUCACAAACUUUAUGAAACUACAAACAUUUGAAUGUUUCAGCAGAAGAUCAUGGCAGAUUCAGAGGCACUGAGCUCCUGCAGAAUCAGAGCUUCCAGAUCCAGGAUCUGGACUUCAGCUGCUACACUCAUGAGCCAGCCGGUCUGGAGAAGGAACAGAGGGACCCCACGGAUGUUAACACUGGCAGGUCUGGUUCUGCUCUGAUCCAGGUCUGGACCUGAAAUCCUGGAGUGGUCCUCCCUCUUUGAGCAUUGAACCGGUUUGGUUUGUUCUCAGUUCUGGUUUCUUAUGCUUCUGUGGGUCCCAGCAGGUUCUGGUUUUCCUCAGGUGUCUGCAGUCAGCCGGUUUCCUUUCUCAGCAUCGUCAGCUUCUUGGUUUCACAGUUUAAGUUUAUUUUUAGUUGCUGGUCUCCUUCAUCUCCACAUCCAGACAGUUUUUUUCUGCACUAUUAACUUUAUUGUUCUGACAAAUCCGGUCGGACUGUGACUCAUGAUCCUCCUGAGGCGUCUGAACAUCCUUUCAUCACCUGAUCCCGGUUUCGUUUGGUCAACAGACCAGCAGAUGGAACUCUGAAGGAUCUGCCAUGAAAUCAGCCUGCAGGAAAAUUCCCACCGUUCUUUCCCAGCACAGCUGACAGGAGAAAUGACGCAAGAGCCUCAGGUUGAAGUUGAGCAGGCUCAGACGGUGGCAGCUCCCUCCACACACGCUGCGAUGCUGCAGCAGACCGGAUACGCAGACCACAACCGGGCCGUGGUGGUCUCUGUGGCCCGCUUUCACCCCGGCGUGGCGCUGACCAAGAGGCCCGGAGCCGAGAGGGACGCCAAGAAGAUCCACAGAACCCUCAGCAAGCUGGGCUUCAAGGUGAAGCUGCACAGCGACCCGAGCAGUGAGGAGAUCUACCAGAUCUUCCACGAAGAGAGUGGGCGGGGUGUGAAGGACUGUUUCCUGGCCGUCCUGUCAUCUCACGGCGAGGAGGGCUGCGUGUUCGGAGCCGACGGGAAAGCGGUCCGACUGUCCCACAUCUUCGCCUGCUUCAAGAACCCAACAAUGGACAGGAAGGCCAAGCUGUUCCUCAUCCAGGCCUGUCGAGGAGGCGCUCUGGAUGACGGCGUGCAGGUGGACGGAGCUGAAGAUGCGUCGGACAGCAGCUUCACGCAGUACCUGUCCGUCCCAGUGGACACGGCAGUGAUGUACGCCACCGCUCCAGGUUACGGCGCCAUCAUGAGCCCUCUGGGGUCGGUGUUCCUUCAGACCUUCUGCACCCUCCUGGAGGACGAGGACGACCGGAAGCUGGAGCUGACGCGCCUGCUGACGCGCGUCUCCCACAGAGUGGCCUACACCUUCCAGGGCAAAGGUCGCCACCUGGGCGGGAAGAAGGAGAUGCCGUGUUUCCUGACCCGGCUCACCAGGGAGGUGUUCCUGUUCGUGGAGUCCACCAAAGACGCAGGGAUCUCCGUCCUGAUCGGCUCGGAGAACGGGAGAAUGCGGACUCCUUCCAUCAGUUAGAGCCGCUGCUCAGAUCUUCAUCCGACGCCGUCUCCACAUCUGGAUCCGGCAGAACCGGGCCUCUUUAGCUUCCGUUUUGGCUGAACUUCAUUCAGGGUUGAACAUUUGCUGCAGGUUCUGGUUGUUUUCUUUGGACUUCCUGGAUUUUUGGGCUCAUCUGGACACGGACAUCCCUGGGGGUCCCGUGAGACCCGGUCCAGUCGGUUCUGAGGCAGACUGCGGGUUCUCAUGGUGGCGUGUGUGGGUCACGUUCAGCUGCUGGUCCGGUACCGAGCGCCUGGGUGGAGUCCAGGUGUGGACCUCUGUUGACGGGGGUCAGAGGGACCACGGGCGGCCCGGAUGGAGGCUAUCGGACCUCCUCCAGGAGGCCCGUCUUCAGAGCCUGAAGGGCCGGACCUGGUGUUGUUUGGUUUGUCAAUUUAUUAUUAGUUUUCAGGUUUUUGUCUCUAUUUUCUUGAUAACUUUGUUUAUAUUUAACAUUCUGUUAAUAAAGUUAAAAAGGGAACUGAAA